AUGUCCACCUCAAUGGCAGCCCAAGGCUCCAACGGGUCGUCAGCAAGGUCAAAACUGCCUUCAAUGAUAGUCUUUGAUCUGGACGAUUGCCUCUGGACACCAGAAAUGCAUGAGCUUCCUGGAAUGCCGGAAAUUCCUGUGCAUGGUGAUUUGGACGACAAUGGAACGCAAGGCGUGGUGGGAUUGCAAGUUAUGCGGUAUCAAGAUACUGUCAAGCUUUAUCCCGGAGCCCGAAAAGUCUUGCACGAGUUGGCUACUAAUCCCAAAUACAAGGAUAUUACUCUUGCGACGGCGUCAUCCUCCUUGGAACCAUCCUAUUCGUACGCAUGCUUGGACGGAAUUGAGAUUCUUCCAGGUGUUGUUAUGGGCGAUAUGAUGAGCCACAAUCAGAUUGGAAGAACUGGAAGGCUGUCGCCAGAUAAAGUUGAUCACUUUCGAUUAUUGCAUGAAGAGAGCGGAAUUCCGUACACUGAGAUGCUGUUCUUUGAUGACUGCAAUUGGGGAGACCAUUGCGCUCGUGUCUCGGAACGAUAUGGGGUGGUUGGUCAACAGACCCCUUAUGGCCUCCAAUGGGAAGAGUUCUUACAGGGAAUGUCCAAGUUUGAAAAGCAAGCAGCAAGCAAGUAG
Cylindrotheca closterium is the source of this 627-nucleotide messenger RNA. The record is from the annotation of a GenBank genome assembly. NCBI's taxonomy places the organism in Eukaryota, Bacillariophyta, Bacillariophyceae, Bacillariales, Bacillariaceae.